UUGUUCACUCAGGCUCCCAUGUAGUGAACAUGGAUUGCCUUCUAAUUGUUGCUUAAUUGCCUUCUAAUAGUUGUUUCUUAUGGUUCGAAGGGACUGUUUUUCUUUCAGAAGUCUAGUAAUUGACAAUUUGAUGUUUCUCACCUGCUUAGUUGCGGAGCAGGAGCUGGCCAACCUAGAGAAAUGGAAGGAGCAGAACAGAGCUAAACCAGUUCACCUGGUGCCCAGGCGGCUAGGUGGAAGCCAGUCAGAAACUGAAGUCAGACAGAAACAGCAACUCCAGCUGAUGCAAUCUAAGUACCAGCAAAAGCUAAAAAGAGAAGAAUCUGUAAGAAUCAAGAAGGAAGCUGAAGAAGCUGAACUCCAAAAAAUGAAGGCAAUUCAGAGAGAGAAGAGCAACAAACUGGAGGAGAAAAAAAGGCUUGAAGAAAACCGUAGAAGAGAAGCAUUUAGAGAGCAUCAGCAAUACAAAACUGCUGAGUUCUUGAGCAAACUGAACACAGAAUCUCCAGGCAGAAGUGCCUGUCAAAGUGCUGUUUGUGGCCCACAAUCCUCAACAUGGGACAGAAGCUGGGCUUAUAGAGAUUCUCUAAGGGCGGAAGAAAACAGAAAAUUGCAAAGGAUGAAGGAUGAACAACAUCAAAAGAGUGAAUUACUGGAACUUAAGUGGCAGCAGCAAGAGGAAGAAAGAGCCAAAAUCCACCAGACUGAACACAGGAGGGUAAAUAAUGCUUUUCUGGACCGACUCCAAGGCAAAAGUCAACCAGGUGGCCUCGAGCAAUCUGGAGGCUGUUGGAAUAUGAAUAGCAGUAACAGCUGGGGUAUAUGAGAAAAUAUGGACUCUCAUCUGGCUUUCGUCAGCUGACCUUGAAAAGCCUCAUGAAAUGCUUCUUAAUGUGAUUUUGUUCAGCCUCACUGUUUUUGCCUUGUUUCCAACUGUCCACCCACUUGACUGAUCAGUCAGGAAUGACUGGUUUCUCCCUGUCCUCAUUUAUGCAUGUUUGCAGGAGCUGAUUACUGAACUCAUUUAAUUUCUACUGCCAGUGAAAUGCUACAUUAUUUUUUUAAUUGGAAGUAUAAUUAGAGUAAUGUUGGUAAGGUAAAAAAAAUGAGGGGUCACUUGAUGCUUUCAGGUUCAUAGAGUUGUGGGUGCUACAGCCUUGUCUCUCUAAGUGACAAAGUCUUAUUGAAUCCUCAGAUCAGGUUUUGGAAAGCUUUGGGGGGUCUUUUUAGAUUUUAAUCCAUACUUUCUUAUCUGUGGUAUAAAUAUGCACAAAAGAAAAAAUUUGAUAUCUUAUAUUCUUUUAAACAAAUUAUAAAUAAAUUUUGAACUACUUCUUUAUAAAUGGGUCAUUUUUAUUUUUAAUGAAAAUUAUUGGAUUUUCUCUCUUGAAGGGUCUUGUUUUAAUAUCCCUUUUCCAGAUCAUAUCAAUCAAAUAUAGUACUGUCAUUACUAUCGGCUCUUGUUUUGGUCUUGACUUACUAAUAGUGUACCCUGAUUUUCAGAAGGGGACAUUUUAUCUCCAGAAAGGCCAAUGUUUGAGUGCAAAUCAACUAGACACAAAUAUAGACAUCACAUGUGGUUUUUAGGUGUUUCAGAAACUAGUCUUGUCUUUGCUGUGUGUAAGCUAUUUCUUAUUGCUAAUUCAGGUGGCUUUCUUACUUCUGUGACCUCAAACCAGUUUACAGACCCUAAAGUGUAAGAGUAUUGAUUUUCUAUGCUGUGUAAUCUAGCUCAAUCCCUCUGUCCCCUCUGCCUCACCAUCCCCCAGCCACUACAUUGUACAGUGAAAGCAUAGCAUUCAAUCCUAGAAUAAAGG
Molecule: messenger RNA, 1817 nt
Organism: Sapajus apella (tufted capuchin)
Lineage: Eukaryota; Metazoa; Chordata; Mammalia; Primates; Cebidae
Gene: EPSTI1
Product: epithelial stromal interaction 1
Exons: 9
Coding region: 80-826 (248 amino acids)
Source: RefSeq, a predicted model, not a curated record